Molecule: messenger RNA, 768 nt
Organism: Penicillium cosmopolitanum
Lineage: Eukaryota; Fungi; Ascomycota; Eurotiomycetes; Eurotiales; Aspergillaceae
Product: SDR family oxidoreductase
Exons: 3
Coding region: 1-768 (255 amino acids)
Source: RefSeq, a predicted model, not a curated record
AUGUCUUCUCAGGGUUCUAGAUUGCAGGGCAAAGUCGCCAUUGUCACCGGAGGAGGAUCCGGUUUCGGUGCUGCGAUUGCCCGUCGAUUUGGCGAAGAGGGGGCCAAAGUCAUUGUCGCCGAUAUCAACACAGAGGGAGGCGAGAAGGUGGCUGCCCAAAACCCCGCCAAUUUGGUGUUCCAACGCGUGGAUGUUACACAAGCAGAGGAGUGGAAACAAGUGACAGAUUUGGCCUUCUCUAAGUUUGGCAAGCUGGACAUCCUGGUCAACAAUGCCGGAACUACCUAUCGCAACAAGCCCACCGCCGAGGUCACCGAAGAUGAGUGGGAGCGUGUGUUCAAAGUCAAUGUCAAGAGUAUCUACUUGGCUAGCACGGUAGUUAUCCCACGUCUUAUCGAGCAGGGCAGUGGUGGCUCGAUCAUCAACAUCUCCUCCACCGGUGCAGCUCGCCCACGCCCUGGUCUGGUCUGGUACAAUGCCUCCAAGGGCGCGGUUACAAAUGCCACCAAAGGCCUAGCUGCAGAGUACGGUCCUCACAACAUCCGCGUGAACAGUGUGGCUCCUUUGCUUUCUGGUACCGGCCUGUUUUCCAUGUUCACCGGGAUGGAAGAUACACCCGAAAACCGCGCCAAGUUCCUCGGCAAUGUGCCUCUGGGUCGCUUGACCGAAGCUGACGAUAUUGCCAACAUGUGUCUCUACCUUGCCAGCGACGAGGGUAGCUUCAUCAAUGGUACAGAGAUGGUGGUUGACGGCGGAAAAUGCGUUUGA